This is a messenger RNA of Amphiprion ocellaris (clown anemonefish), 3382 nucleotides long. It is a transcript of the gene prlrb, whose product is annotated as prolactin receptor b. Gene Ontology annotation, cellular component: external side of plasma membrane. NCBI's taxonomy places the organism in Eukaryota, Metazoa, Chordata, Actinopteri, Pomacentridae. Bases 716 to 2293 code for a protein of 525 amino acids. Gene Ontology annotation, molecular function: cytokine receptor activity; protein binding. The transcript is spliced from 8 exons. The record is from RefSeq and is a predicted model, not a curated record. Gene Ontology annotation, biological process: cytokine-mediated signaling pathway.
CUCCUGUUUAAACUUUAAUUCUGUCACAUACUGAUGUUUUUUUUUUAAUGUCCUUGUAGUUGUUGGCAUUUAAACCAUUUAAAACAAGUUACAUAUUACAAGAUUUGUGGGUGCUUUUUGCACAUUUGAGUAUUUCCAUGUCAUAAACACCUAGUUGUGCAAUAUAAUGCAAUAAUACUUUAAUUUAGCGUAAAGCAUGGAAUGUUUCUAAUAUAAAGUGUGUAUAAAGGUGUGUUGCAAGCAUUUUUCACUGAUCUAAAUAUCGGUGUUUCAGAAGUCUGUGUAAACUUUAUUAGAGUCAGAAGAUGAACUCUGAGAAGAACAUAAAGUGCAUUUGGGUGAAUGAAGUUUUUAUUCUGAGCAAUGAACUUUUACAAACUUUCUUUCUUUUACAGCCAUCUGGUUUGUUCUAGUGAAUCCAUUUUGACUUUAAAAGCAGAAACCUGUAUAACUCCUGUGUUUAUUAACUGAAAACCCUCAUAUAUCAUUUGUCUGAUUCCUUCUCUGAUUAAAGCCGAUGACGAUGCCAGUCAGAUCAUAAAGUUGUUUCACCUGCGUGUGAUGACAGUAGGUUACCUGUAUGUCAGCUGAAACAUGUACAAAUAUCGCUCGCUGUUUUCCCUCCAUAUCUGCUUGCUUUUGGUAGAAACAAGACAUGCAGCCAGCAAGACACGAGUUUACAUCACCUCAUUAACUACGUGCUGCUGGUGUCGGGAUGAAGGCAGGCCUCGGGCUGGUGGUGCUGCUGGUGCUGUCUGUGGAGUCCAGCAGUUUCUCUCCUCCUGGGAAACCAGUCCUGCUCGGCUGCAGGUCCCCAGAAAAGGAGACGUUUACCUGCUGGUGGAAGCCGGGUUUGGAUGGAGGCCUGCCGACGGUGCACCGCCUCUACUACGAGAGAGAAGACUUGGAGGGAACGCAUGAGUGUCCGGACUACCGCUUUGCAGGAAGCAACUCCUGUUUCUUCGACAAAAACCACACAUCCAUCUGGGUCGACUACCACAUGAUGGUGCAAGCUUCCAGCGCCCUCGGAAAUGUCUCCUCAGAUCCCCUCAAGUUCGACGUGAUGGAAAUCGUUCGACCCUACGCUCCUGAAAACGUGACUCUGGUGGUGGAGGAGAAACAGGAGAGCCCAUAUCUCCACAUCAGAUGGAAGCGUCCCUCCAACACCGUGACCAGGUCCGGCUGGGUCACCAUUAAAUACCAGCUGAGGGUCAAACAAGAAAACAGCAACGACUGGAAGAAUUACACUUCGGGUACACAGACAGGUUUCAGCCUGUACAGCAUCCAUCCUGGGGUUGUGUACGAGGUUCAGGUGCGCUGUACGCUGGACCACAGCUCCUGGAGCGAAUGGAGCAACACAACCUUUGUGAAAAUCCCAAACUAUCUUCAGAACGAGAGGCCAUUCGGGAUUUUGGUUUCCAUCUUCUCAACAAUUCCAGUUGUAGCAGCGCUGUGUAUCUUGGUCACAAAGUGGAAAUAUGUGAAACGGUUUCUCCUGCCGCCUGUUCCUGGUCCAAAGAUAAGAGGCGUUGAUGUUCAGCUUCUCAAGAGUGGGAAAUCUGAAGACGUCCUCAGCGCCCUGAUUGUCAGCCAGAACUUUCCUCCUAUGGUGGCCCUGAAGGACGAGAUGGAGGAGUAUUUAAUUGUGUCUGAUGGUGGUGAAUGGCUUCUGUCGGCUCCCUUAAAGUCUCAAAAGAAGAAGAAAAGCUCCAUCAUUCCUGCUGGAUUCCACUUAGACUCCGAAUGUAAGGAGUCGACCCCAAGCCAAGUGCAGGAGAACAAGGAUGAAAUGCAGAGUUCAUCUAUCCUGGAGCAGAAACUGCAGUUCUCAGGUAUUAACUUUGCGGCAGCAGACCUGCACAAAGGUGCUCCUGAGAACUUCAUGCAACAGCUUCCAAACAGCGGUUAUGUGGAUAUUCAGAGACAGAAGAACAUUGUGGAGGUGGAUGGGACACAGGUGGACUACAGCAGAGUGAAGGAAGUGAAUGGUGACAAUAUUUUCAUCCUGCAGAAGGAAAACGUCCUGCUUAUUUCGGACGUUCAGAGACGAGAGGAGAGCAUGUCAGAGGACUACAGCAGGGUGAAGGAGGUGAACGGUGACAAUGUGGUUCUCCUGCAGAAACAAAAUGAGUCAGCUGACUCUUUCUGUAAGGAGAAGGGAAACCAUUACACAUAUUGCACCAAUCGGACACCAAGAAAUCCUCACAUGACUGGACCCAGUCCAAUGGGAAUCUGCACAGAUCUAAGCAGCGAUGGAUAUGUGGACACUAUACCUGCACCACCUUUAAUUUAACUUUUGUUCUUUAUAUAGUUAAAUGAUCGUGAUUAUCUUAUCAGAAGAAUUGCCCUUACAUUUGGUGGGCAUCAGAGGAUGUACCAUCUGAGAUCUAGAGUGGAAUGUUUUCACAAAAAUUUGUAUUGCUCUGAAAAGUCCACCUAGGAUGAAGUCAAAUUACUCCAGGGUCUAUGACAUAAAUAGUAAUGGUUUGGUAACUUUCCCUGCUCGUGCCAUUGUCAGUUUAGGGAUGGGAUUUGAUGACAUUAACAUAAAAUCAGAAGUGUCGCCAGAAUUUUAUCCUCAAAGAGUUGUUGGCAGCGAUCAGAUUACAUUAAUUACUUUGCAGUCGUCUAUUUUGCCUGAGGCAAAUUCCGGUCUGUCUGGUUCAUUCGGGAUGCACAAAAGAACUACAUGUAUUUUUUAUUGAAUUUAAUUUUAAUAGCAUUUUAAAUAUGUUAUUAGAAUUUCUAAUUAUUCUGAUGUAACAGACGACACACAAUCACGUUGAUGGUCUUCAACACGAAUAGUUCAUUUCUUUAGACUUUUGCUGUAACUUGUUUGACAAAUUUAUUUCCAGAAUGGUUCAGGGGUUGUAUUCAUUUUGGAAAUAUUAUUCUCCAAUCAUAAGAUUUUCCUAUUUUUUAAAAUGGAUUUAUCUGAAAUUCUAGGCUUUUAAAAUCUAGUUCUGUAACACAAUGCAAUGAGUUUGCCAAUAAAAGAAGCCCCAUACUUUUACUUUGAGACAGGAAGUCUUUUAGGAAAGAAGCAUUUCACAUGUAAAGUUAUUUUUUAUCCCUUUCAACAACGGAUUUAAAAUAUAGAUAUAUUUUACAUCCAAUCAAGGAGCAUAGUAAUAAGAUAAUUCAAAUGUGUUAACACAAAUGACAGUGUAAUAAAUUUUGUGCAGCUUUUGUUUUCCUACUUUGGAAUGUUUGGUUUAAACCCAGGUUUAUUUUUGCUCCCUCAGAUUAAAAACAAUGCCACUUGUGAAGACCUUCAAGAGAAGGCUUGCAUUGUUUUGUAUGAACUAAAGCUUUAGGUUUUCUUGUGAAGGACGUUUCUUCUCUUCUCUAACCGAAAUAAACAAAACAUUUGACAAAUUGA